AUGGAGGGGAGGGACGAGGAAGCCGCAGGAGCGGCGCUGCUGCUUUACGAGCGGGCCCAUUUCCGGCACGACCCGCGGUGGCUGCUCUCCGGGCCGCCGCGCCUCUGCCUGGCCUGUGCCCUGGAGCUGCUGCAGCCCUCGAGUGGGGUCUCGCUGGUGCGCAAGAAACACAUGCUGUCCUGCCUCCAUGAUGCCCUCCUGAGGCACACCAGGGAGGUCACACAACUUUUCGCUCAGAAUGAGAUGGUCUGCAUCCGCCUCAUAGACAUUCUUUUUGGACUACUUCGCAGCAUAGAUGAUGGCAGUGUGCUGGAAUUCACUAUUCAAGUCCUUGUUCAGCUUCUCAUCCAACCAAAGCUGGAGCCGUAUAUUCACUGCUUGCUGGAAGAGUGUCAGAAAGAGCUUUGUAAGAUGCCCACCAUGGAGGGCAGCCUGGCCAUUGUGACUCUUCUGGGAAAAAUGGUGGAUGCCAUCCCUUCUCUUGCUGAGAUCCUUGUGGUAGAACAUGGUAACCUCGUGGAGCAUCAGUUGAGGGGUCUGAUGUACCCCAAUGAGGCAGUGAAGGCUGCAGUCUGCUAUCUGUAUGGGAAGCUAUAUUCCUCUCCCACUGUGGCAGAGAAACUCUCAGGCCAUUUCAGGGAGAAGCUGUGUCCCCUCUUUCUUACCACACUGGAUAACGCCCAGACAAAGGAGCUGCAGGUUAACUGCAUGGGUUUGCUGAGACAGCUGCUGAAAUAUGACCCUUUCGUGUCUGUUAUAAUGAGCACGUCAGGGGAGGCGGGGAUUUCUGAGAACGCUGAGCUGCCACCCAAAGAAAGCACCCUCCCCUUAGUGCUGAAAAAGCUGCUGAUGUCCAGAGACGAAAUCUUGCAGGUGGCCAGUGCGCACUGCAUGGUGGGUGUGCUGGUCCAUUCUCCUGGGAAGUAUGCCCAGACCUUCAUCUACGCAGACAUUCCAGAGUUCCUGUUUGAGCAUCUCUCAUGCACCAACGAGGUCCUCCUCUGGCCUGUGUACAGCUGCUUGUUGCUCCUGACUGAAGAGCGCCUCUUCUUCUCCAAGUGCCACGCCGUGUAUGGGAUUGAGUCGCUGGUACGGAGCCUGAAGGGAAUCUUGCAGCUGAACAACUCUGAACUCCUGAAGCAGGGUCUGCUGCUUUUCAAAGAGAUCCUGAAGCGGCAGCCAGAGGAGAUCAAACUUUUUACCAACUCGGCCACCUGCAAAGAUGCCAUUUGGGUUCUCCGGGAGGCAAUCGGCAGCUGUGUUCAGGAGGUUGUGAUGGAGGCGAUCAAUGGUGUGGCAGCUUUUUUCAGGAUGGACCACCUGAGUUCACCUCCUGUGCCGUAUGGAGAGCUCCAGGCCUUGGUGCAAACCCUGCUGACCCGUUGUGCAGACCUGGUGCUGCCUGUGAGCAGGAGGCCUCUGCCUCUCCCAGGGGGUCACCCAUCGAGCCGAGGUCCUGGCAGAACUGGGCGGCAGCAGCAGGGGAAGAUCCUCCAUGGUGCCCUGAAGGGCUUCCAAAAUGCUUGCAGACUUGCGGUGGAGUUUCGGAAUGACCCAUCAGCCUGGGAGAACCCCUUCACGGCUCCCAGCAGUGACAGUAAAGACACCCUGGAGACCUUCUCUGAGUUCCUCCUGAGCGCCUGCGACUCUCUCUGCAUCCCCAUCGUCAUGAGGCAUUUUGAGCAGGCCUCUCACCCCGCACUGAUGGAGACUUUCCUCUUGAUUCUGAGCAACUUGUUCGUCAUUGUACCCCACAUGAAGGAGAAAUUCUCCAAGAAGCUGGCUUCCUCCUCCUUCAUCAGACUGACCAUGGAGCUGAAGGCCCGCUUCUGCGGUGGACAGAGUCAUCCAGCCCUGAAUCAGGCAUGUUCCAAUUUCCUCCACUGCCUGUGCCUCAACCUCUUUUCAGCUUUGGAGAAGAAGGCACCACCACCCAGGGAGGGGUUCUCUGUGGUGGCCAGCAUCCUGUACCAGAGUCUGCCCCAGAUAAACACUGGAGGCCCCGAAAGCCUGGCACUCCUGUCUGAUGCCCUACAUGUGGAUGGAGCCACGCGCCAGCGCCAGUACUGCCUCAUUCUCCUCUUCUACCUUGGGUAUAGCCACAAGGACAGGUUUGUUCCAGAGGCAGAGUUAUUUUCAGCCUUGAGAAGCCUCCUCCUGUCCAUCCAGGACCAGGGAGAGAGUCCUCCUCCUGCAGUUUUCCAGGCAGUCCUUUACCUCCUCGUGGUGUGUCAGGACAAAGGGGAACGCCUAGAGAAGGCUCCGCUCAGUGCCCUAAGGAAGAUGCUGGAGGCCGUCCCAGAUCUCAGCUUGGUCUACAGCCACCAUCCAUAUACUCUCAAGUUUUUCCUGACAUACCCGGAGUUACUAAGCAGGUUUGGCCACCGAGUGCUAGAGCUUUGGUUUUCCUGGGAGGACCUGGCCUCCGAUGCCCCCUCCAGUGCUCCUGCUCUUCCAGACCAUGUUGAUCUCUUGCUGCACAUCCUGAAAAGUACUUCCAGCGUCCUGCUCAUCUUACUGGACCUCGUCUAUACCAGCUCUAUGGACAUAGCCCGAAAAGUGCUGAUGGUCCUGAGAGCCUUUCUCAAGAACAAUGAGGACAUUCAGGUGGGGAGCCUUCUCCGGGGGCACUUCCUGCAGAUCCUGCAGCAGCUGCUGCUGGAGAGUGGGGCUGCCCCACUGCAAGCCAGCAGUAACCUGCCCCUGCUGCUCAGCCUGCUCUUCUUGGUGCAGCCACGGGACGAGGCCCAGAGAGAGCUGGACAGCACCGAUCUGAAGCUGCUCCACCAGGUGAGUAACCUGUGUGGGAAGUGCAGCCUGGCCCAUGUGGAGAUCCUGCAGGCCUCCUUCAACUUCCUGUACUGGAAUCUCCAUCAAACUACCCCCGGCAGCCGGAAACGAGCAGUGGCCGUACUUCUGUCCAGUGCUCCUUUCCUCGUGUUGCUGCAGAAGACUUUGGGGCUCACGUGGACAGAGCCAGCCCCGACCUGUGUGCUCCUGGGGCCCUCCACAAAGGAGGCAGCCCUCCUCUGUUCAGCUUGGCUGCUCACAGCCUCCCUCUCCGCUCAGCAGCACCUUGGAGGGUUGGAGGUCCAUCAGACACUCACUAUUCAGCUGGAUAAAGUCUUGCAGGCCCUCACUUUGAGGAAGAAGAAAGCCGCUCUGUUCUCAGUCAGCAUCCUGCGCUUCCUCCGGACAAUCCUGGAGCAGAAAUUCUCCUCUGCCCUGGUGACGCUGGUCAGCACUACCCAUCCGGGGCAGUUGCCCUCUCCAGAGGAUGCAGCCCUGUCCCCACUGUCACUGCACCAGGUCUUGUCCCUUGUCAUCAGCCUACAGAACCUUCUGGUACAGAAAGACCUGCUGCUGUCCCAGGCUGUGGUUGGCUGCCUGGAGGCCCUGUUGGACUACCUACAAGCAAAGAGCCUGGAUGUCGCCCAGCACGUGGCCUCUCAACCCUGGAAUCGCUUCUUGCUGUUCACCCUCUUGGAUGCUGGAGACAAUUCUUUCUUCAGCCCAGAGCUCCUGCGGCUCAUGACCCUGUUUGUGAGGUUCCGGAGCAGAAACAUCCUUUCCCAGGAUGACUUGGGCCAUGUGCUGCGGGAGACAGCCAAGCUCGAGUUCUCGGAGCUCCCCAUGGCCACCCUGCGUGCCCUGUACAGCUUCCUCAGCCAGGUUCAGAGGACAGGCUCCCUGUCGGGCCCAGCAGGGUCCGCCACCAUCCCGGCCCUGCUGGAGGCUCUGUCGGAGAGGACUUGGACCCAGCCUCACCAGCAGGAUUUGGUGUAUCCUUUUCAGCACUGUGAGGGGGCUGGCUGGGCCUUCCCCAGAGUGCAGCCCCUGGAGGAGGCCGGGGGUGCCAUGGAGGCCUGUGGAGCCCCCUGGAUCCCUCUAAGCUUGUGGUUGUCCUCUCAUGCCCCCGCCAUCAGCUGCCUGGGAGGGGUGGCCGUGUCCUUCUCCCACAUCCGGGACUGA
Molecule: messenger RNA, 3972 nt
Organism: Gracilinanus agilis (Agile Gracile Mouse Opossum)
Lineage: Eukaryota; Metazoa; Chordata; Mammalia; Didelphimorphia; Didelphidae
Gene: MEI1
Product: meiotic double-stranded break formation protein 1
Exons: 31
Coding region: 1-3972 (1323 amino acids)
Biological process (GO): meiosis I
Source: RefSeq, a predicted model, not a curated record